This is a messenger RNA of Theobroma umbraticum, 862 nucleotides long. RefSeq names its product bet1-like protein At4g14600. The record is from RefSeq and is a predicted model, not a curated record. NCBI's taxonomy places the organism in Eukaryota, Viridiplantae, Streptophyta, Magnoliopsida, Malvales, Malvaceae.
AGCUUGUCGACCCGGGCCUUGAAUCUUAAAAGCCACAUUCACGCGUAAAUAAAACUGUGGAAGACAGAUUGGACCCCAGGAAUACAAAAAAAAACAAAAAAGAGGGAAAGCGGUGCAGAAGGAAAAGAGAAGUUUCCAGCACCGUAGGAUUAUAAACUAACGAUGGCAUCUACUUCCAACCGAACCAGUGGCGGUUCUUUCUACGGCGGUGCAGCUCCGUACAGAUCAAGGGAGGGUUUAAGCACGAGACCGGUGGCUAGCUCUGAUGAAAUACAAUUGCGGAUUGAUCCGAUGCAUGCUGAUUUGGACGAUGAGAUCACCGGUCUCCGUAGCCAAGUUAAACAAUUGAGAAACGUCGCUCAAGAGAUAGGAUCAGAAGCAAAAUUUCAGAAGGACUUUUUAGAUCAGCUGCAAAUGACCGUGAUUAAAGCUCAAGCAGGGGUGAAGAACAACAUUAGGAAAUUGAACAAGAGCAUAAUCAAACAUGGUUCAAACCAUAUAGUCCAUGUGGUUCUUUUUGCACUAUUUUGCUUCUUUGUUGUCUACAUGUGGUCCAAAUUGUCCAGAAGAUGAGGUUUUGGGGGACUACUGAAUACAUGUUGAUUGGCGAUCGAAAGAAAAUGGUGCGUAAAUGCUUGACAGUUGACUUCUGUCAGUCGUAAUUGACUUAGAAAAUAUUGGUUCUAGGUUUUAUUGUGCUGUUGUCAGAAUCCUGUUCUAUCCUCCAAACGAGGAGAUAUUGUUGCAUUAUCAUUCCGUAGUUUUAGUUGAUUAUCAUAUUUUCCAUACUCCAUCUAAAGCUGCUUUGAAAGACUUGGAUUUAGUGUUAUAUCAAGUAUCCUCCCCUAGUUGCCUACGUUAA